This is a messenger RNA of Octopus bimaculoides (California two-spot octopus), 939 nucleotides long. Its product is annotated as acireductone dioxygenase. The record is from RefSeq and is a predicted model, not a curated record. Gene Ontology annotation, molecular function: acireductone dioxygenase [iron(II)-requiring] activity. NCBI's taxonomy places the organism in Eukaryota, Metazoa, Mollusca, Cephalopoda, Octopoda, Octopodidae.
CUUUACAUGUACAAUGCUUGUCACGGUUAUAGAUAGCAAUUGUGUGAUCAACCAGUCAGACACAAAUGUACCGUCCGCACCUGAUGAACAGCCUCAAUCGUCCUUUCACCACAGCGCGACGACGCCAUUUACAGUGCGCGCGAGAGGCAGAGUCAAUUGAAGCGCGUAGCGGGUGCUUUACUCAGAAAUAACCAUAAUGGUACAAGCUUGGUACAUGGAAGAUAUCAGUGACGGGGAAGAGAAGCAACUCCCUAAUAAACUACAACCCAACCAAGAUGUUAGCCUCUCCGAGCUAGACGAGAUCGGCGUUAAAUAUUGGGAAAUUGAUGUUGAUUCCUACAAUGGUGAAUUUGAAUCUUUAAAGCAAAAAUUUGGUUACACCUAUGAUGAUACAGUGGACAUCCAUCCCUCUAGAUUUCCCAACUUCGAUAAUAUGCUCAAGACCUUCUUCACGGAACAUCUUCAUACUGAUGAUGAAGUUCGUUUGGUAUUGAAUGGAUCUGGUUACUUUGAUAUCCGAAACAAAAAUGACAAGUGGAUCCGUAUAUAUGUUGAGAAAAAAGAUCUUAUAGUGUUACCAGCUGGGCUUUACCAUCGUUUCACCCUUGAUUCCAAGAAAUACAUCAAAGCUAUGCGGCUUUUCAAAGGAGUGCCUAUAUGGACGCCACACGUGAGACCAUCUGACGACUUAGAGUGUCGAAAGCAGUACUUGAAAUCAAUUGGAUUAGAAGCAUGAAGAACUCUGUCAUCAAGUGUAUUAGCAAGAACUGAAAAUAAUUACCAAAAAAUAAAUGAACUUAUAUUAAUACCUUUGUAUAUGCGCGCAUACACAUGUCUAUGUAUGUAUGUAUGUGUGUGUGUAUGUAUGUAGGCUUGAAACAUAAAUGAAUUUUCCAUUUUUCUUGAGUGUCAAACUAAUACACCUGCUUGUUGUUCUUA